CAAGCUCUGGGACGUGCCGAUGGAGGUCAAAGCGCUGAAGCGUUACCUCAGACGGCACCGCAACAUCAUCGAGUUGCGCAACACGUAUAUAUAUGGGGGUCCGGGGGAAGGGCGCUUCUGCAGCAUGGAGCUGGAAUACUGCUCUGCCGGCGACCUGCGUAAGUUCUUAAUUCAUUGGACCACCGCGAGAGGGCAUAAUAACGCAGCUGUUCCGGAACACCUCAUCCUGCACUACAUCUGUUCGAUGACAAGAGGGUUAGGCUACAUUCACAACGGAGUCAUAAAUGCAGACACAGGCGAGACCGUCCCCAACCACGAGCCAAUGGUCCACGGCGACAUAAAGCUGGACAACGUCUUCCUGCGCUGGCCGACGCAACCAAACUACGAUCUCCCUGACAUCGUGCUCGGAGACUUCGGCAUGGCGCAGAUCGAACAUCGCAGCGUAGGCACCACCGGAACCACUGGCUACUACCCGCCCGAAGUCCGCAAAGUCCUCGAUCUCGAAGAAGACGACCCAGAAGCCUACGACCGCGCGAUCGUCGGGCGAAUCAUGACCAGAGCGAGCGACAUCUACACCUUUGCCGCCACUCUCUGCGGGCUCAUCUUCAACGUGGAGUUCGACAAUCGAGAUGACGCGUUCGAGCUCGAGUCGCUGGAGGAUUUCUUCCAGGCUACGCAGUAUGCGCGGACUUUGCCGUGGCUGUGGGAAAUGGUGAGGAGAUGUCUUGCGGAAGAACCGGCGCAGAGACUCGAGAUUGCUGAGUUGCUGGGUAGGCUGACGUGGUUUCAGCGGGGUCUGCGGGAGGCGUGGGCGGCGGGGAUGAGGGUGCCGUUGGAUUCGUGGCCGGUCAUUGCGUCGCAUACGGAGGAGUGAAAGCAUGGUGAGGCGCCUCGAGUCGUAUGUCGGAUGUAAGCAGGUCUGUCAAUAAGCGGUGGGCGCGCAGAGGGUCGGAGGAGGCAAGUGAUAGCCAGGCAUGGCUUCCUUGAAGAGCACUGCCCUACUCUCUUGCGAUCCAGUCCACGUCGAUUUCUAUGGAUGGCACAACUAUUACAA
Baudoinia panamericana UAMH 10762 is the source of this 1054-nucleotide messenger RNA. RefSeq lists its product as uncharacterized. Gene Ontology annotation, molecular function: ATP binding; protein kinase activity. Lineage: Eukaryota; Fungi; Ascomycota; Dothideomycetes; Mycosphaerellales; Teratosphaeriaceae. The transcript has a single exon. Gene Ontology annotation, biological process: protein phosphorylation. The record is from RefSeq and is a predicted model, not a curated record. Bases 125 to 874 code for a protein of 249 amino acids.